CCCAAAUUAAAGAGGAUGGUAAAGAGUUAGAGAGAGAGAGAGAGAGAGAGAGAGAGAGAGAGAGAGAGAAGGGAAAGGAGAUUAAUGGCGGAAUAUUGCGUGACCGGAGGGACGGGAUUCAUUGCAGCUUAUCUUGUUAAGGCCCUCCUCUCCAAGGGCUUCAAAGUUCGUGCCACAGUUAGAGACCCAGAGGAUGAAGGUAAGGUAGGGUUUCUUUGGAGCCUGGAAGGAGCAAGGGAGAGGCUGAGACUGGUGAAAGCCGAUCUGACGGUGGAGGGGAGCUUUGAUGAGGCGGUGGACGGCGUCGAUGGCGUCUUCCACACCGCCUCUCCGGUGUUCCUAACCUAUGACCAAAACGUUCAGGAAACUCUGAUCAAUCCAGCCAUAAAAGGCACAAAAAAUGUGCUCGACUCGUGCUCGAGAUCAAGCUCGGUUCGUCGUGUCGUGCUCACCUCUUCGUGCUCUUCGAUCCGAUACCGAGACGACGCAACCCUAAUCUCUCCACUCAAUGAGUCACACUGGAGUGACACUGAAUACUGCAAAAGAUACAAUCUGUGGUACGCGUACUCAAAAAUACUGGCUGAGCAAGAAGCAUGGCGGCUGGCAAAGGAGUACAACAUCGAUCUCGUGGUCGUCAAUCCAUCGUUCGUCGUCGGGCCAGUACUGGCACCACGGCCCACAAGCACAAUCCUAAUGAUCCUCUCCUUAUUGAAAGGAGACCUAACUGAGUACCCUAACUUGACGAUCGGGUUCGUCCAUAUCGACGAUGUGGUCCGAGCCCACAUUUUGGCCAUGGAGGACAGAAGAGCCUCGGGGCGGCUCAUCUGCUCAGGCUCGGUCGCGCAUUGGUCGGAAAUUGUGGAGAUGAUCAAGGCCAAAUACCCCGUAUACCCGAUUCCGACAAAGUGUGGGGAUCAAAAGGGAGAUAGCAAUCCACAUAGCAUGGACACAACCAAGAUCAGGAACUUAGGGUUCCCUCCUUUCAUCUCAAUCCCUCAAAUGUUUGAUGAGUGCAUCAAGAGCUUCCAAGACAAAGGGCUUUUGUAGAAUGCAAAGGUGUUACAGCAAUUAAGUAUAUGGAGAGGCAAAAUAUAUAUAGAGAGCAUGUAUAAGACCUAGUUAAAGAUGUUGCAUCCAACAAAUUUGGCCACCUAAAAAAUAUAAUGGAUUUAUUUUAGUAGUUCCUAUUUCA
This is a messenger RNA of Ananas comosus (pineapple), 1192 nucleotides long. Its product is annotated as tetraketide alpha-pyrone reductase 2-like. The record is from RefSeq and is a predicted model, not a curated record. Bases 85 to 1047 code for a protein of 320 amino acids. Gene Ontology annotation, molecular function: oxidoreductase activity, acting on the CH-OH group of donors, NAD or NADP as acceptor. The transcript is spliced from 6 exons. NCBI's taxonomy places the organism in Eukaryota, Viridiplantae, Streptophyta, Magnoliopsida, Poales, Bromeliaceae.